This is a messenger RNA of Mucor mucedo, 566 nucleotides long. RefSeq lists its product as uncharacterized. The transcript is spliced from 3 exons. Gene Ontology annotation, biological process: mitochondrial respiratory chain complex I assembly. The record is from RefSeq and is a predicted model, not a curated record. NCBI's taxonomy places the organism in Eukaryota, Fungi, Mucoromycota, Mucoromycetes, Mucorales, Mucoraceae. Bases 7 to 528 code for a protein of 173 amino acids.
AGAAGAAUGAUACCCCGCCUAAUAGUUUUUUUUUUUGAUUGCAAUAAAUAUUUUUUUUUUUGUUUAAUCGUACCUACAUUAUCAUCAAACAUGACUGCAACCAAAGAUUGUAUUGCUGAAGCCGGUAAAACUGCCGGUAUUGCUGGUGGUAUGGGUCUUUUUGUCUCUGCCAUGCAAAACACCGCACAAAAGCACACUAUCGGUGCAAAGGGUGUUAUUACUAGAACAGGUGGCACCAUUGCUUUCUUUGCUGCCAUGGGUGGUAUUUUCACUUUGGGUGAAUGUGCAGCAAAGGAUAUGCGUGGAGAGGAUGAUGCUAUUAACGCUGGUAUUGGUGGUUGUGCCGCUGGUAUGUUGGCUGGUAUUAAGAGUCAUUCUUUUGCAAAGAUGUCCAUUGGUUGUGCAGCAGUUGGUGCUACUAUGUACGCAUAUGAAGCCACAGGUCAAUUGAAGGGAGGAUUUGCUGACAAGACAAGAGAAGAGAAGAAGCAACACGAAAAGGAAUUUUUCAGACAAAAGACCGAAUAAAUUACAAUUUUUUUCUUAUAUUAUAUUUAUUUAUUCAA